ACAUGGGGUGAUAGACAGAUGCGGGAUAGUAUGAGAGGAAGAGAGGCAGAGGAUGGGAGGCGUACUCUCUCUGGUAUCGGCGACGUGAUAGAAUCUGUGCCAAAAUUGGGUGCCCCUGUAGAUGGAUCCGUCACCAUGCUUGCUGCAGUCAAGCAAUCCGCAGUUUAUCCCGUCCCAGCUCCAAGCUGGCACACCCGACUCGUCGCCAUCGUCGUCCGACGACUCGUCUGACCGCCGGCGGUCGGCGUCGUCGCCGCUCUCCAUCCCGUUCCCUCGUUUUCCAGUUAGACCUCGGUGAGGUUUAGUUAAGGUUCCCUCUCCUCUGGUUUGGCUCUCGUCCGCUUUUAUCAAUUGGGAGAGAGAUCCGACUCCGAGCCGGUUCCGCCGCCGUGCCGCAGACGCAGAAGAUUAAUUUCACCAAUCCGCCUCUCCGCUUGGCUUCCCGAACAACAAAACCGCAAUAGUAACAGAAGAAAAUCUCCCACUUUGGAUGUGAGCGCGCGAUUUUGGAUUGCUUCUCUUCUUGCAGGAAAUUCGAUCUAAUGGCUAGAGGCGCAAUGGAGCCGAAGCAGGCUCAUGUUAAAAGCGUUUUUUCCCCUUUCCCUUUCUUCUCUUUACCACUGUAUGGCACUGUUUAUCAUUUAGAUUUGAGAAAAGCGUGGAUUGCUGCACACCCCACCACCACUCUAACCCACAAGAAAAAGCUGGAGUGGAUGGUAACGCUCAAGAUCAAGCUGCAACAACGGUUUCUUUCAAAAGAAAAAAAACCGCAACAAUUGCCAGAUUUUACUCGCAGCUGUCCUUACCUUGCUCCUGCAGCUUUUACUCACAGUUGAUUGGCUCCGUUUCUUGGUGAAACGAUCCGGCUUGAUGCCAUUUAAGCAAGCAAUGCUGCACAAGAUUGGCUCCUUUUCUUGGUGAAAUGAUCCGGCUUGAUGCCAUUUAAGCAAGCAAUGCUGCACAAGGGUGAAGAGCUGUACGGUAUGGUCCAAACUCUUAACUACCCGUGCAAUGCAAGUGUGCAGAGCUGCACGAGCAUCAGCCACAGCCAGGUCAGACUAGUUGGAUGGUCCUAAUCUUAACUCUUCCCAGAGGAUACUGUUUCGUUUGGAAGAAAUGAGGUGAGGUGAGCACGACAGCUAUGGACCAAGGGUUCAUGCUGCUAUGAUGGCCUUGCACUUUCUCUUUCGCUUUCCCCCGCAGCAGGACAGACAUUGCCGUCGGGGCAUGGUCGCCUUUUCGUGCCGGCCAAAGCAUUCUUGCCGGUGCAGCGCUUAAGGUGGCGGCCGCUGCUGCUUCUCCAUUCUCCUGCCUCCAGGCAAGGAAUCCCAAACCAAAAGGGCCUCUGGUUGCUUUAUUCCCCACCUCCCUCCCUCACGGCACCUUUCCCUGUCACUCCAUUCCUCCAUUGCUUUCCCCAUCCAGCCACCUCGUCAACUGUUGCUGCAUUCUCAUUCCAGGCAACUCUGUGAGGGAUUCUUGGCUCACGGCGCUGCCCGUCGUCUCGUCGAGGCAGGUUAUAUAUUUGUACCUCAGGGCUGAAUUCAAGGAGAACAAAAUGUCAUCUGAUACCAACAAUAUUAUGUUGCACAUCAAGAGAAUAGUCUAUCCUUCUGUCAAACUUGGCUAUCAAUCUGCUUCUGACUAUCCUGUAGUACUCGGCAUUGGAGUUUUGUUGCUGUUCCUACACAAACUUUGCCCUUCUCUGUUUACUUUCCUUCUGUCUUCAUCUCCAGUGUUCCUGUUAACUGCACUUCUUCUUGGAGUGCUAUUGAGUUAUGGGGAAUCAAGUGCUCCGGUGAUUGGAGACGAAACAUUGGAGAACCUGAAAAAAUCGCCCUCUGUAGUCAAAGUCUCUGUUACUGAAUCUUCAGUUGAGGAGCUUCAGAAUGUUGCUGUCACCCGUGCGGCAAAGAGUUUUGAAAGUGCAGUUGUUUGCAUUGAGGAAAGAACUUCUGGCAUCUUCGUGCAUGAUACUCACCGUGAUGAGGAGAAUGUGAUAUCUGCGUCAACCGAUACUGUUCUUUCUGCAGAAACUUCUGAACUUACCAAGAACGAAGUUAUUGUGAAAAGAGAAGAAAAAGAGCAUGUCAAGGAAAUAUGUGAGAAAGUUGAGCCCCAGCAUUUUGAGAGCACCAAUACUGAAAGGUGUCAUUAUGAAGUGAACAAUCAGUACCAGUUUGGUGAACUCAUGAGCUCAUGUUGGCAACCUAUUAUGAGGCAGGAACCUUGUUCUGAUUCUGAAUCUGAUCUUAGCGAGAGUUCUUCUGAUGCAUCAAUAACCGACAUUAUUCCAAUGCUUGAUGAGUUAAACCCUUCUGUAAACUUCGGAACUGAUCACCCUUCCUCUACCUUCAUAGACAACCUGAAUUCCUCAUCAGAUGAUGAUGAAGAUGAAUUAGAGGAUGGUGAGCUUAGCUCAGAUGAAGAUAGGGAAGAAGAGAAGAAAGAUGACAGAAAUAACUGGAAGGACUUUAUGGAUACAAACUCUUCAGCCAUGGAAAACAAUGGGAACAUGGAGAGUUUGAUGGAGCGGCGAAAAGCAAAGAAUAUUCUGAAGUUUGAACUUGACAGGAAGUUAAUGGACAUGCAAGCCGCUGAUGCAAUUCAGAAAAUGGAGGAGGCAUCACGCUUCCGUGUUCAGGUUCCCUCCAUUUCUACACCAAGGCCUUCAGAGGAGAUAGUAGAGUUACCGCAAAUUCCUGAUUCAGCACCAUCUGUUCUACUUCCCUGGAGAAAAUCAUUUGAUGUUCCAUUUGACCAAAUUGUGGACCGUGACAGUCGUUUGCAGGAAACAUGGACUCCUCGCUCGUGCUUUCCAUCAACACAGCAUAGGAAACAUGAGAACUUGUAUUUAAGGCAGUCUACUUAUGUGCGACAUCACAACGGCAUAAAGCUAGAGAAGCCUGAAUUCAAUGAAAAAGAUGCAGGUGACAAUCACUCAGACAGCAAUUCUGAGCAAGCAUUGAACAAUGGCAAGUUAUUUGGCUCACUGGAACCACAUGUUGGUGAUGAGAUUAAAAUACGAAGUGCAGCGAUUUCAGAUGUGUGCGUAUUUGAAGUAAAUCAUGGAAUUAAUGAAGGCACUGAAAGUACCGCGUGCAUCAAUGGCACAGAUUCAUUUUAUAUCCGAAAAUCUAUAUCCAGCACGUCAGAAGCGAAUGGUUCAGUUUCUGCAGAUUGUGAGCAAUUGCUAUUGUGUUCUCUAUCAGAAGAAUAUAAUACUGAGAAACUUCUCAUUGAAGCUGACUCCAUCAGCGAAGUUAACUCAUUAUUUAAGUGUCGCAUGGAUGAAGUACUAGUGCAGUCCGUUUCAGAGUCCGGUAUUGAUCAACCCUUGACAGUUAAACUUGAACACGAAUUGAAUGAUACUUCAUCUGCAGAAUCUGCAAUGCCUGUAAUUGAAGCAAGAUCAGUGGAAGACUUGACUUCACAGUUUGCAGAGCUCAAUGGAGAAGCAUUAGAAUGUGCUGCUUCUUACUCCAGUUAUGAUAAUGAGCUGAUCCAAGACAAAUCAAGUGAACCAUUGCCUGUGGAAAAUGGGCAUACUCCAGAACUAACAACUAAAGAUGUACAUUCAUGUUCGACUCUUGACAAUCCGGUGGCUGCGAAGGUCGAAUGUAAAUCAAAGGAGCUGUUAACCGAAGAUGGUGAGCUUCCUGUUCUAGAAGCAAGCUCGGUUGAAGAGAUGAACUCACUGUUCAGGCAACUGCAAGAUGAAGCGCUGGCACAGACGCCUCAUAGCCCAGAGCUCAUUUUUGGUGAACAUAAUGGGAAGACUGAUUCUGGUGUUCCAGUUCCUGGUGCAAAUUCUAGUGAAGAUAUUAGUUCUGCUUUUGUGCAUUUAAGGAACGAUGAUGAUAAAAUUCCUGGAGAUGUGAAGUAAUCCUGGAUUCUGUGGUGCGAAACUCAGGACUUCAUGCCAUGGAGACCAGUGUUCUGAAUGGCGAUGGAACAUCUGUAUCCAAUAGCACCAAAGCAAUUGAGGUCAAAGAAUCAGUUGAAAGUGCUUAAUCUUCUGUUAUGUUACUCAAGGGCAGCCAGCUAAAGAGACGUGGGAGUAAAUAUUUGAUCAUAGCGUGCAGCUACAUCAUCUCCUCAGAAAUAUUUUUGGCCUUUGGAGAACAAUUGAUGAACAUGUCCAUAAUAUUCCCUCCCUCUCUUGGUUACUCUGUUCAUACUGUUUUAUUUUUCCUUUCUGACAAAAUAUGGUGAUAUUCGGAGUUGCAGUUGUCUAGUAGCAUGAAUCACUAGUUUAUCUGUCAAAGUGCGAGAUUUUGUAAUGGAAAGCUGUUUGUUUGUUUCAUAUAUCCUACCGAUGGAUUAAUUAGUUAUGAAAAUCCAAGAGUUACUGUUGCCACA
This is a messenger RNA of Panicum virgatum (switchgrass), 4362 nucleotides long. RefSeq lists its product as uncharacterized. NCBI's taxonomy places the organism in Eukaryota, Viridiplantae, Streptophyta, Magnoliopsida, Poales, Poaceae. Bases 1559 to 3886 code for a protein of 775 amino acids. The record is from RefSeq and is a predicted model, not a curated record. The transcript is spliced from 4 exons.